This is a messenger RNA of Sciurus carolinensis (gray squirrel), 10127 nucleotides long. It is a transcript of the gene Abcc4, whose product is annotated as ATP binding cassette subfamily C member 4. The transcript has 30 exons. Lineage: Eukaryota; Metazoa; Chordata; Mammalia; Rodentia; Sciuridae. Bases 468 to 4400 code for a protein of 1310 amino acids. The record is from RefSeq and is a predicted model, not a curated record. Gene Ontology annotation, cellular component: plasma membrane. Gene Ontology annotation, biological process: transmembrane transport; monoatomic ion transport. Gene Ontology annotation, molecular function: ATP binding; ATP hydrolysis activity; ABC-type transporter activity.
CUGAGCUGGAGGGGCGGGCAGAUCCAGCACCGCCCCGCCACCUUCAGGGUCGGGGCCUCGGCGCUGUUCUCGAACUUCUGCAAAGUCUGCUGUGGCUCCGGGUUCCCGCACGUGGGUGCCUCCGCGUCGGCUCCCUAACCGCGCGGUCCUUCGGUCCAGCAGCAUCCGCGUUCCUCGCCCUGCACCUGCGCGCAGCCCCCGGCUCCCUGAGGCGACGGCCCCCGGCCCUCGGGUGCUCUCGCACUCCGCACGCCGCUCCGGGCUUUCGGCGGCGGCGCGUAGCCCGAGGCGGCCCGAGAGGCGGGGACGGGGCGUGCCGCCGGCGCCCGGUUCCCGGAAGCGGCUGGUUGUCGGCUCCCGCCGAGCGGACCGGCGCGGCGGCCCGAGCGGCAGCAUCUCCACCGGCGCUUCCAGGAGCAGCGUGAGCGGCCGGUUGCCCGAGCCGCGCGCCCCCGCCCGGAGGCAAGAUGCUGCCGGUGCACUCGGAGGUGAAGCCCAACCCGCUGCAGGACGCCAACCUCUGCUCGCGCGUGUUCUUUUGGUGGCUAAACCCCUUGUUUAAAAUUGGUCAUAAACGGAGACUAGAAGAAGAUGAUAUGUAUUCAGUGCUUCCACAAGAUCGCUCGAAGCACCUUGGAGAAGAACUGCAAGGGUACUGGGAUAAAGAAGUUUUAAGAGCUGAGAAGGAUGCACAGAAGCCUUCUUUAACAAAAGCAAUCAUAAAGUGUUACUGGAAGUCUUACGUAAUUUUGGGACUUUUUACAUUAAUUGAGGAAGGCACCAAAGUAAUUCAGCCCAUAUUUUUGGGGAAAGUUAUUAAUUACUUUGAAAAUUAUGAUCCCACCGAUUCUGUGGCUUUGCACGCAGCUUACGGCUACGCCACGGUGCUCACUGUCUGCACGCUCAUUCUGGCCAUUUUGCACCACUUGUAUUUUUAUCACGUCCAGUGCGCUGGGAUGAGGUUGAGAAUAGCCAUGUGCCACAUGAUUUAUCGGAAGGCACUUCGUCUUAGUAACAUGGCCAUGGGGAAGACAACCACGGGCCAGAUUGUCAACCUGCUGUCCAACGAUGUGAACAAGUUUGAUCAGGUGACAGUCUUUUUACACUUUCUGUGGGCGGGGCCGCUGCAGGCCAUCGCAGUGACUGCUCUUCUCUGGAUGGAAAUAGGAAUAUCAUGUCUUGCGGGGAUGGCAGUUCUGAUUAUUCUCCUGCCUCUGCAGAGCUGCAUUGGGAAGCUGUUUUCAUCUCUGCGGAGUAAAACUGCAGCCUACACGGACGCCAGGAUCAGGACCAUGAAUGAAGUUGUAACAGGAAUCAGAAUAAUAAAGAUGUAUGCUUGGGAAAAGUCGUUUGCAGAGCUUAUUACCAAUUUGAGAAGGAAGGAAAUUUCGAAGGUCUUGAGAAGCUCCUACCUCAGAGGGAUGAAUUUGGCAUCAUUUUUUGUUGCAAACAAAAUCAUCUUGUUUGUGACAUUCACCACCUAUGUGCUGCUCGGCAAUGUGAUCACAGCCAGUCGUGUGUUUGUGGCCAUGACACUCUAUGGGGCUGUGCGGUUGACGGUCACCCUCUUCUUCCCCUCAGCCAUCGAGAAAGUGUCAGAAGCAGUCAUCAGCAUUCGAAGAAUCAAGAACUUCCUGUUACUUGAUGAGAUAUCACGGCAUGACUCCCAGCUGCCACCAGAGGGUAAAAUGAUAGUGCAUGUGCAGGAUUUUACUGCUUUCUGGGAUAAGGCAUUGGAAACCCCAACCCUACAAGGCCUCUCCUUUACUGUCAGACCUGGUGAACUGCUAGCUGUGGUCGGUCCUGUGGGAGCUGGCAAGUCCUCCCUGUUGAGCGCUGUGCUGGGGGAGCUGCCCCCGAGUCAGGGGCUGGUCAAUGUGCAUGGAAGGAUCGCCUAUGUUUCUCAGCAGCCCUGGGUGUUCUCGGGAACUGUGAGGAGUAACAUUUUAUUUGGGAAGAAAUAUGAUAAAGAACGCUAUGAAAAAGUAAUAAAGGCUUGUGCUUUAAAAAAGGACUUACAGCUUUUGGAGGAUGGGGAUAUGACUGUGAUAGGAGAUCGGGGAACCACACUGAGUGGAGGGCAGAAAGCGCGGGUGAAUCUUGCAAGAGCAGUCUAUCAGGAUGCGGACAUCUACCUCCUGGACGAUCCGCUCAGUGCAGUGGAUGCAGAAGUCAGCAAGCACCUGUUCCAGCUGUGCAUUUGUCAAACCUUGCAUGAGAAGAUCACAAUUUUAGUGACUCAUCAGUUGCAGUACCUAAAAGCCGCAAGCCAUAUUCUGAUAUUGAAAGAUGGCAAAAUGGUACAGAAGGGAACUUACACUGAAUUUCUGAAAUCCGGAGUCGACUUUGGGUCUCUUUUAAAGAAGGAAAAUGAGGAAGCCGAACAGUCUCCAAUUCCAGAGACUCCUACGCUGAGGAAUCGUACCUUCUCUGAGUCUUCUGUUUGGUCUCAGCAAUCUUCUAAACUGUCUUUGAACGAUGGUGUUGCAGAGCGCCUAGAUGUAGAGAACGCACAGGCAGUGCAACCAGAGGAAAGCCGUUCUGAAGGAAAAGUCGGCUUUAAGGUCUACAAGAAUUACUUCACAGCCGGGGCAUCCUGGUUUAUCAUCAUCUUCCUCAUUCUGCUGAACAUGGCAGCUCAGGUUUCUUAUGUCCUUCAGGACUGGUGGCUUUCCUACUGGGCAAAUGAACAAAGUAUGCUGAAUAUCACUGUCAAUAGGGAAGGAAAUGGAACCCAGAAACUAGAUCUUAACUGGUACUUAGGAAUUUAUGCAGGUCUAACCGUAUCCACGGUCCUUUUCGGCAUAGCAAGAUCUCUGUUGGUAUUCUACGUUCUCGUGAAUUCUUCACAAACUUUGCACAACAAAAUGUUUGAGUCAAUCCUGAAAGCCCCGGUAUUGUUCUUUGAUAGAAAUCCAAUAGGAAGAAUUUUAAAUCGUUUCUCCAAAGACAUUGGACAUAUGGAUGACUUGCUUCCCCUGACAUUUCUAGAUUUCAUCCAGACGCUGCUGUUGGUGAUCAGUGUGGUGUCUGUGGCCAUGGCGGUGAUACCUUGGAUCGCAAUUCCCCUGGUUCCCCUCGCCAUCGUUUUCUUGUUUCUCCGACGAUACUUCCUGAAUACUUCAAGGGAUGUCAAACGCCUGGAAUCUACAACCCGGAGUCCAAUAUUUUCCCACUUGUCAUCUUCCCUCCAGGGGCUCUGGACCAUUCGGGCAUACAGAGCUGAAGAGAGGUGUCAGGAGCUGUUUGAUGCUCACCAGGACUUGCAUUCAGAGGCUUGGUUCUUGUUUCUGACGACAUCGCGGUGGCUCGCCGUGCGCCUGGACGCCAUCUGUGCCAUCUUUGUCAUCGUUGUUGCCUUUGGGUCCCUGAUUCUGGCAAAAACUUUGGAUGCUGGGCAGGUUGGUCUGGCCUUGUCCUAUGCCCUCACGCUCAUGGGGAUGUUCCAGUGGUCUGUUAGACAAAGCGCCGAAGUGGAGAAUAUGAUGAUUUCAGUGGAGCGGGUGAUUGAAUAUACGAAUCUAGAAAAAGAAGCACCUUGGGAAUAUCAGAAACGCCCACCACCCACCUGGCCCCAUGAAGGAGUGAUUGUCUUUGAUAAUGUCAACUUCACCUACAGUCUAGACGGGCCUCUGGUGUUGAAGCAUCUGACAGCACUCAUCAAAUCAAGAGAAAAGGUCGGAAUUGUGGGAAGAACAGGAGCUGGGAAAAGUUCCCUCAUCUCGGCCCUUUUUAGAUUGUCAGAACCCGAAGGGAAAAUUUGGAUUGAUAAGAUCUUGACAACUGAAAUUGGACUUCACGAUUUAAGGAAGAAGAUGUCCAUCAUACCUCAGGAGCCUGUUUUGUUCACUGGAACAAUGAGGAAAAACCUGGAUCCCUUUAAUGAGCACACAGAUGAGGAACUAUGGAAUGCCCUACAAGAGGUACAGCUUAAAGAAACCAUUGAAGAUCUUCCUGGUAAAAUGGAUACUGAAUUGGCAGAAUCAGGAUCCAAUUUUAGUGUUGGACAGAGACAGUUGGUGUGCCUUGCCAGGGCAAUUUUGAAGAAAAAUCGGAUAUUGAUUAUUGAUGAAGCAACUGCAAAUGUGGACCCACGAACUGAUGAAUUAAUACAGGAAAAAAUCCGGGAGAAGUUUGCUCAGUGUACCGUGCUCACCAUUGCGCACAGACUGAACACCAUCAUUGACAGUGACAGGAUAAUGAAAUACCUAUUGCCUUUCCAGAAAACAAGCAGUCUUCUGUUCUGUUAUUCUGAAUGCAUCAAGGACAUAAAGACAAGUCAAUCAGCCACAAAGCCUAAUGGUCCAGAGGCCAGCGGCCAGACUUGGGGAGUAGCUAGGGAAGUGACGGAUGCUAAUGAAGGGCAUAACCAACAGCAAUGUCAUCAUGAAGUCGUGUAAUUGCAAGUGCUUAAGGUGUAAUAAUUACAUUUUGUUGCACUGGUGAAUACUUUUCCACAAAGACGGAUGGAUAUGGUUUUGUUUACUGUAAGUAAAUCAAACAAAAGGCUUGUUGGGAAACAACUGUGACCUAAUUAAUAGCUUUGUUUAUGUGUUGGCUCUCCAAAGGGAUUUGCCCAGUUUUGGUUCAUUAAGCGCCAUUAAUGUGUUAGGCUUAGAAUUCUAUUUUAUAAAGAUGUUCUCUCCAUUUUAACUUUAUUAAACAUGGCGUAGUCGUUAUGGCAGCUAAUUUAAUCUUCCUCAUUUGCUCACUUGCCGCAAAACAGUGGAGCAAGACAGGCAAAUUAGCAAGCUGCUUUCUCCUAAAUAUUCCACACUGUCUGCGCCAAGGCGGCUCCCCUGGAGUGCUCAGGAUUCGCUGGUUACUGGUAAUCCGUUUUCUUCCCAGCCAGUGGCAGGCUUUCCCUCCAGGCCUGCACAUCCCAGUCCUUACCACUCUGGGUUCUCCUGGUAGAUGAGCAGAGGUGAAGAGGAUCUUCAGGUGUUGCUGUUGCCUGUGUCAAACGUGAGGGAAUUACUUAUGGAGAAUCCAAACCACGACUCAGAAACUGGGAUCGCGACUUACAGGGCCAUCUCAGGGCUGGAUCGUCUUUCUGAACUUAAAUCUUUCUUCAUUUUUUUUCUUGGAGAAAACAAAACUAGUAACUUCAGUAACACACCCAGGUGGAAAAGCACAACUUGCAGCUGGCUUGAAUUUUAUUGAAAUUCUGUUUUUCGCCUCCGUGGGACUUUGGUUUGAUAGGUUUACAUGACCACAGUGAGAACAUUUCAGAAUUUUUUAAAAAUACUCCUUCAAACAUCUGCUGAAUGAUUUGAUUCAAGUGUUUAGUGGGGGGAAAAUAACUACCUCGAAAGUAGAAGCACAAACUCUGGGAGAAGAAAUAUGAGAGAGGGGAUUCAAGGGACAGUAGGAGCUUUGGGGGGUGGCAGGUAGGUCACCAUGGCUUAGCCUCCACCUUCCCCAGGUUAGGCAAGUGCCAAAGCCACAGUGUCUAGUCACAGAAAAAUCACAGGUACCCAUUUUGCCAAUGAAGCCCAUUUCUAAGUCUAUGACUGUCCCUAUGCCCCUUUGUCUCCUGGCAGCCCAAAGCUGAGCUCUACAGGGCUGAUCCUCCCCUCUCUGUUUGUCCCUGAGAAGGAUCCCUUUUAUUGCCUCUUGCCAUAUCAAAAGCUUCCCCGUGGUCAGCCUUUGCCUGCAUCCUGUCCUGCCCCUCACCUCUCCCUGAGCACACCCCACUGUUGUGACGGCAUCCUACCCAUUAAAGUGGAUUAAAUUAUUUUGCAAUGGGUCCAUCUAGUUUUUCUAUCUAGGACAGCUACCUGAACUAUCUGCAGAUCUGUAGGCCUGAUAACUACAUCUUCAUUGAGCUUAUGUAACUGACUGACGCAUCUGAUAGAAUGUUUUUCUUCUACCUACUAGACAGCAGCAAGCAAUUUGAGGUUGGCAUUCCUGGAGAGAUCCUGGGACGAGGGGUCGGGUAGCUGCCACACCAAUGCUAAUUCAUAGUUUUGUUUAGUUUGCUUGGGUACAGAAAGGAUGGGAAUCCAGCACGAGAUUUUAGGAACCUUUUCUUAUAGAUGAAAGGUGUUAUGAUAAAAACUGAAAAUUAAGUCUGCUUUUCUAUGCCCAAAGAAAAUUCAGAGUUGCUUUAUGGUUCCUUGUUCUGGAAGAUUCUAGACUCUUUGACCAAAUCAGUAAAUGUAAAUGGUAAGUGGUUAAAAAUUUAUUCCUGGCCUUCAGGUUGACUCUUUCAGUAGUGACUAUCCCUUGUUCUCUGUCUUCUAAUAUUUAACAUAAAUCGAGUCUCCACCCUCUGCCCUCAUCCCUGCUCUGUCUCUUCCCUACUUCUCUUCUCUCCUACCCCAGGGCCGUCAACUUACAGUGUGUGGUUCUCCAUGUCCUUAUCUCUGAUCCUACAACCCCCAUGCCCCUGCUGUACCUGAUCCCAAUGCCAGCCACACUCCUUCCCUCCUGUUCUCACCCUGCAGUCUCCUGGACUCCAUACCUUGAAUGGUCAUGUACCAUGGACGGUCACCCAGCCGUGCGUUUUGCUUCCUUUGUGUUUAUCCUUCAGCUGGUGUGCACUGGGCGCCCAGUGCUAGUCAAGUGCAAUGCCAGGCCCUCAGGAUGCAGUAGUGACCAAGGGGAGCCACGUCUGCCAGCCUUCUGCCCUGGAGGAGGUGACUUUCACACCUCCAGACCUCUGAGGCCAUGUUGUUUUGUGUCUGGCAGUGACCACUGUCCUUCCACGCCAGUGUCUGUGUGUCCACGUUCUGUUUAUUACCAGCCCAGUGUGCUGCCUUCUCCUCCCUGAGGCUUUUCUGUAGAGAUCCCACCCCAGGCAUCUCUUCGCUGCUUCAUCUCCUGCCUGUCUUGCUGUUUUUCCUUGCAUGAGAGUCUCUUGAGUAAUUUUGCUGCUCGUCAGCAUAGGCUCCCUAAAGGCAGGGCUGGGACUCUCCUGGCUCUGUUGUCCCACACCAUCCAAUAGAAGGACAGAUGUAGCAAGUGUGCAAUAGAUGGAAACCUGGUAAAUACAGGAAUUAAUGGAAGGUCACUGAAAUUUUCCUCCAAAGUGUUUUGAAUAUGUGUUACUUGUUCUUCAUCAAAAGUUAGGAAAAUUGAUUUUCUUCUUCUGCGAGUGUGUCCCAGGUAUACACUAAGUGAUUUACGUCCUGAGUCAAAUAAAAUUGUUUGGAAAGUAUACAGAGGACACACUUGUGUUUACAGACAUAUUUUCUUAAAUUAUGUAAAGCUAAUAUAUUGUUCAAAUGGCAGAGUAUCUUCCAAAAUUAAAUGUUUAAAAUUUAUCUCUGCUAUUAUUUUACUUGAUGUUAAGUAUACUAAUAGCAUCUUUCUCUGGGAACUCACACGAAGAGGAAAACGCGCUGAAACCUUGCCUUGGGCCCCAGCUCUGCCACCUACUGAUUGUGCAGCCUGGGCCAAGCUGUGCAGCUUCUCUGCAUCUCAGUCUUCUCCUGCCGCUGUAAGGAGCUUAACAGACUGGGCCUUGCUUGCUUUUGCGUCUCCAUUUCUAAAACAGCACUUUGGUAAUAGGUACUCACUUGAUCUCGGAUGGAAGGAAGGAAGAAAUUACCUACCUUAUUUGUCUAAUCUAUUUUGAGAGUUAACAGUGUUGGCUUUAAAUACAGUGAAUGUACACCCCAUAGCCACUUUAAUUUUCCUUUUCAAGUUCAAAAACUGCUCUUUUUGUUAGGAGGCGAUUUCAUUGAUCUUAUGAUGACCAUAUUCUUUGCUAUAUUGUAUGUAUGUAUGAGGGCCUGUCAGCAUGCCAUCUCUCAAAACUAGUUUAUUCACCUCUUUAGGGCUGUAAUAAUUCAGGCAUACGAGGAUACUGUGUUUUUUGCUUGGUGCUUGAGAUUAAACCCAGGACUAAGCUACACGCCCAUCCCUGUAUUUUGUUUUAGUGUAUAUAAAAAAGUAUUCAGGAAUACUGGAUUUCGAUAGCAUAAGAGUGUGCUUAGCGUGUGCUUAGCAUGUGCCGGGCCCUGGGUUCAAUUCCUGAUAUGUGGUGAGUGUGCGCUCUCUCUCUCUCUCUCUCUCUCUCUCUCUCUCUCUCUCUCUCAGUUCUAGUAAAUUGUCAACCAUUAUAACAAGUUAUCACAGUUCUAUUAUACCCAAAAUUUAAAAUUGUCCCAACAAAAUACGGUCAUUAAACUGUUAAUGCUCACAAUACAUAUAACAUUUUUGACACUUCUAUUGUUAAUCCUCUUGUUGUUUGAGAGCAUUGGGGGUUUUUGUUGUUUUUCGGGUUUGUUUUUUUUUUUUUUUUUUUUUUUGCUGGGGGGCUAUCUCAUUUUAGAUUAUGGUCAAUUCUGAGAACUGUUCCCUAAGAAGCAUUCAUACAUUUACAGCAUCCCAGGGAGGGUAGAAAGGAUACAAUUAUUUCAAACCUGAAUAAAUUUGGUAGGAAGGUGGUCAGGAGCAGAAUAGUACAGUACUUCCUUUCCAUUAAAAAUGAUGUGCUGUCUUCAUAGUCAGGAGCACCCUCCCCACCUCUGAAGUGGUGCUUUUUAAAAGUUUGCUUAUUGCUUUUGCAGAAUAGAAAGUUCAUCAUUUUGUCGAGUAAUUAGAUUCACUCAUUUACUUUGGCACGGGAGAGAUCUGUAUUUUAAAAUUGCAUUUUUCCCCCUUUCUUCAACGUCAGGAAGAGUGAAGAUGCACUGUAAUGCUAUGCUUAAGUAAAAUUACACAUUCGGGGCAUCUAAAUUGGCAUGCCAAAUUAUAGGACAUUUUAAUUAUUAUGUGGAUGUGACAGAUUCAAUUAUUUUUGAACUCUUUGAGAAAGCUGCCCUUAGCAGUGAUUCACGGUAGUAAACAAAAGAUUAACAGGAAAAUGCCCUUUGUGAGACUUAAUAAAUGUUUCCGAUUAAAUGCCAGCAUUAACUGCAAUAUCUAGAUGUGGAAAAACAACCUGUGUCCUGCUUAGAAUUUCUGCCUAUUCUCUUCAGAUAAAUUUACCCUAAACACGGCCUAAAUGAAGAACUAAGUACCACUUAACAUCAGAACGGUUUUGCUAGGUGCGUCAUUUGGGCCAAUUGUCUCAGACUCUUUCUUCUCUCUGAAACCAUUAACCAAAGCCACUAAUAAGAAGAAAUGCACAGCUAAGAGCCCCCUCCUCUCCCUUUCAAUUUCCAGUGGACAUAUUAAUGAGCAAUAAAACGGCUAAAAGGCAGGCAGCUGAAGAAAGAGAGAGACAGAAGCAAGGAAAGGUAAUUGUGAAAACAGAUCUCCGGACCCUCGGCAAUUCAGAUUGGGCUGCCCCCGUGUGCUGCGUGGCCGUGAUCACUGGAAUUUUGAGCUCAGUUUCUUAAUUGCUUCUUUAGUCUUAUCCAAAGAGAAAAUUGGAUUUCUAGAGAUUUCUUCUGUGCAGAGCAAUUAUGCUAAAGCUGCUUAGGUAGCAGCUCUUUUGGCCAGUCUUUUGCUCUCAGAAUAAUAAACUACAGCAGAGGUGACUUCACAGUGCACCUUAACCUCACCAACAGGGGUUUAGCCCCUCUUCCCAGCAGACAACGGUGUUGGCCCCUAAAGAAAUUCCACAAGCGUUUACUUCCCUUCCAGCUGUUGCGCAGAUUUUAUCAAACCCGCUAGGCAGCUUAUUUGCUGUCAGGUCACUGCUGUCCGGUUUCCUGACAUUACUUUGUGUUUUAGAUAAAUUGAGUUUGAUUUUCUUCAAUCAAGAAGUUACCCAUUUUAAAAGCACUAACUAAUAAUAACAACCCCAAAUGCCCUUGGCAGAAUAUAAAAUGCCACAGGACUGCUGAGUGCCUAUAAUCAUAGUCUAGAACUUUCAUUUUCUCCCUUUCCUAUAACAUUAUUAUAAUAAAAGGUCAGGUUAGGCCUUUGUUUGCUUCGUAAAACAGGGUAAUCAAACCAUUUAAACACCCUCCAGGCCUACCACCCAAAUAGAUUCUCUGUGUUCUCCUUCUCCUGCCCCUUUCCGAAAUAUUGUCUGAGUUAUAAUAUGUUGCUGCAAAACAUUGUGUUUCAAUGGGCUUCUUUCUGCUGAUUACCAGGUUUUGGAUUCAGGAAGACUGAAAGAAUAUGAUGAGCCAUAUGUUUUGCUGCAAAAUAAAGAGAGCCUAUUUUACAAGAUGGUGCAGCAGCUGGGCCAAGGAGAAGCCGCUGCCCUCACCGAAACAGCAAGA